Molecule: messenger RNA, 2034 nt
Organism: Erpetoichthys calabaricus (reedfish)
Lineage: Eukaryota; Metazoa; Chordata; Cladistia; Polypteriformes; Polypteridae
Gene: thumpd2
Product: THUMP domain containing 2
Exons: 10
Coding region: 396-1925 (509 amino acids)
Biological process (GO): tRNA methylation
Molecular function (GO): RNA binding; tRNA (guanine) methyltransferase activity
Source: RefSeq, a predicted model, not a curated record
ACUGCCAAUGUGUUUAGUAUCCACACUCCAGUUCAGUUUUUGCCAGUAAAGUACGAUACGUGACUCUGCCAACUGCUGUUAAAUAUAGACGAAGCAAAAGGAAAUAAAAAAAGUGUCUCAUUGCAAGUGUACAGAAAAUGAAUGAUUUGCUUGUUUUAAAAUUGGAAACAUUCGCACAUAUACGUCGUUUAGUAAUCAAUGCAUUUGUAUUUUAAUCCUGUGAAAUUUCACGCGGCACUUUCAGAGCUUUACCUCCACCGUUCACUUCCGCCGGCACAUCAAAGCCAUCUUUGUUUCGCGAGGAUUUAACGAACGUUCUACGAGCGGCGUACGGGGAGCCUCGUUACUUUAAGUUGACUACUUUGAAGUUUUUUGGAGCCCGGGACCAAUGCGGGAUGUCUGAAGCGGAACGUGCGGAUCGAGCAGUGCGCUUCUUCUGCACCGCUGGGAGAGGCUUGGAGCCGUUUCUUGCAGCGGAGGUGGCAGCCAAACUGUCGGCGGUUGACGUGGAGUAUGGCACUGGGAAAGUGUUCUUCAGCGCCAACUUAAACCCAGAAAAGCUGUCACAACUAAAAGCUGCAGAACGGCUUUUUUUGCUGAUCAGGAAAGAAUCCCCUAUCAAAGUGCCAUGGAAUACAGGAAAGGCAAGACACUUAAUUCAGAAGAAAAUCAUAGGAGAAGACAGAACACUCUGGACUGACACCAUUCUUCUCUGGCACAAGUGUCAAAAUCUUUUACAAAGUGUGCAGAGGUGUGUGAAGAGGAAACGGGAGGAAGGUCCAAGAAAAGAAUGCGCCACUAAGAGAGUUCAUUUGGAGCAAAGUCAAUCUCUGAUGCUCCCAGUUUCAUGCCAGAAUUGGAGCAAGACAUCAGAACUUGAACAGCAAGAAGGAGAGGACGAGCUUCACAAAGCCUCCAGUGACUCUACCAGUUCUGUGAAUGGCCAGCAGAUGUUCAGAGUUUCGUGUCGCUGUAGUGGCAGCAUUGCACGCAUGUUUAAUGCGCAGGAGCUUGGAAGGAUGAUUGGAACAGCAGUUGCUAAACAUUUUGGAUGGAAAACAGAAUUAAAAGACCCAGAAUUUGAGAUAAAUGUCCAUCUCAGUGACGUCUACUGGGUUGUUGGAAUUCCAGUUUUCAGGCUGCCUUUAGCUCAAAGAUCAUACAUCAAAACCGCAGGACUGAGGCCCACAAUUGCAUGGACUAUGGCGUUUCUUGCUGAUAUCAAGGCUGGUUCUGUUCUUCUUGAUCCAAUGUGUGGAGUUGGCACAAUUUUGCUAGAGGCUGCAGAGGAGCGUCAGGACUCGGUUUUCAUAGGGACCGACAUUAGUGAAUCGCAGCUUAAAAUGGCCCAUCAAAAUGUGGAAUCUGCAGGUCUCUCUGGGAAAAUAAACCUCAUCAGAGGAUCAGCGACAGAAAUACCACUUCAGCCGGCUAGUGUGGACGCCAUCGUUUGUGACCUUCCUUUUGGGAGAAAAUUCAAGUGCAAGACGGACAUAAGAACACUGCUGCCAACCGUACUCAAAGAGAUGGAGAGGGUCCUCCGCGUUGGAGGAAACCUUGUCCUCCUCCUGAGUCCUCCACUCAGCGUCCACAUACAGAAACAUUUCAGUUCUGACCGAAUGGUGGGCAGCGGUAUAACCUCACCCGUCAGAGUGGACUCUUCCUUCUCCACGGACACAAAUACGCAGGCCGGGUCAGCUGAUAGGAAGUUGCUGCAACAGGAAAAUCCAAGGAGAAGAAAUGAAGUUGCAGACGGUGAGGCGGCCAGAGCCCACGCAGAACAUACCGUGGCGGGGGCGUCUUCGCCAAGCCCUGCUCUCCCACUUGCGGACUUUCCUUCUUUGCAGCUCAAUGCCAUUUACAGAGUGAGCCUGGGGCUCACGGAUGGACUGAUCCAUUGGUAUAAAAAGGUUCUGCUCACGUGAUGUGCAAUGCAGCCCUCCUUGUUAGGAUUUUAUACCUUGUAAUAUCGGGGGGGGGGGGGGCUAACAGUGGGAUACAUUUUGAAUGAUUAAAAACGGUCACUUUGUAGUA